GACGUCAUCGACAAUCGAAGGACCCCGAGUCGAUCCUGCACCCGAGCAGGUCCUGUACCGACAGCGGUCCUUCCUACCCGUACAGCAUCAGUUCUUUUAAUGUAUCUCCCGGUUUGGUUAACUCCGGGUCUUAAGUUUAAUAUAACUACAGCGUUUGUCGCUCGUCGUUGUCCGCUUGACGGCCCACCGAGCUCCCUGGGCGAGGGCCGGAGACUGGCGGUAGGAGCCCAGCUGUUAACCAGCGGUAGCCACGGUAACUAGCACCGAACUUCAGGCAAGUGCUUGAACAAGUGGCCGCUGUCGUUGCGCCAUUAAAAACAUGGAGGCAGGCCGAGUGGCCAUAUGGCCACGUAUGGAGCCUUUCCUACUGGGUGCCCUGCAGGUGGCGCCUUCCUCCAAACUCGGCCUUCCCUACCUUCGUAAAAUGGCGAUCUACGUGCAAACGCGGGAUGGCUGCUUCCCUGUUCUGAGCUGGCCCAGGUGGAAACGCAUUGCCUGUGGAAAGCUGCUGCUUCCAGAAGAUGUGGCUUGGCUCUACUUUGAGACCUUUGACCUUUUAGUGGAUCACCGUCCACAACAGAGGCUAGAGUGGGCUGAGCGUCUAUCCCAGUGCUCCUCCAAAAGCGAGCUGGACCAUGCAAGGAACAUGUUGUCGGUGGACACGCUGCAGUUCCUCCUCUUCCUCUACAUCCAGCAGCUGAACCGCAUGUCUCUGCGCACAUCUCUGAUUGGUGAAGAGUGGCCCAGCCAUCGUGCUCGUUCCCCUUCCCCAUCAGAACGAGAGGCCAAAAUCAGUUAUCAGAACAGGAACUGGGACGACCAAGCCCAUCUGUCAUUCAUGCAAAGUCACCUGGCUGAGAUUUUGGAGCUGUUAGCGGAACCUGGUCAACUUUCACCGUCAGGGCAGGCCCAGAGAGACAGCCAGCAGAUAUCCCGGGAAGCUGUACGGAGUUUGGGUCUGCUUUUGGAAGGUGCAGCUGACCACGGGAAACCAGUUCAGCCUGUCCACCGGCUUUUGGUCAAAGGUCCCCUCCAAACACAAGCUGGUUACUCCACUCAGAGCCGCUCCUUCCCCCUGCGCAAGCUCCUCUCCUGUCUCCAACGCUGCCUCACACUCAUUCCUUUUGGAAUAACUGCCUGCCUCAACUCAGGAAAGAAACAAAUCUGGUCUCAACAAGUGGAAGGGGCCAUGAAGAGAGCCAUGAUAGCCAGGAACACCCACAUGGCUCCAGCUGGCAGUAAAAUGGUGCUUAUGUCCCAAGUCUUUAAACAAACUCUGGCUGAGACGUCAGAUAAGCUAACUGGUGCCAACAUCAAAAUCCACAAGUGUUCUGAAGCGUUCAUCUACCUCCUCUCUCCUCUCAGGUCUGUCAAUGUGGACAAAUGUCGAGAUAGUACCGUGGUUCUUGGUCCUGUCCAGACCUGUGUCCAUGUCCAUAGCUGCCAGAAUGUACGCGUGGUGUGUGCAGCUGGCAGGGUUGCAAUUGGAGCCUCCUCACACUGCACCAUCCAUGCCAUGACCCCCACCCGCCCACAGCUUUUGCCUGGGAACACAGACAUCACCCUGGGUCCUUUUCAUACUUUUUACCCUUCCUUGGAGGACCACAUGGCCAGCGUGGGUCUCGCUGUAGUCCCUAAUGUCUGGGAUCAGCCAUUAAUUUUGGGGACAGAUGGCCUCGUCAGUUCCUCAAACAACUCGCCAUCCAGCCAGGACACCACACACAAACUGCUGCCCCCAUCUGAGUUUCAUACACUGUCUGUGCCUUUCCAGAUGGAAGGCGAUACAUGUGAAGUACCUGGAGGAUUGCCUCCUGCGUACCAGGCAGCGCUGGAUGAAAAGCAAAAGAGAAUACAGAGCUGGCAGAAAACCGUGAUGGAGGCCCGGCUGAACAAGGAGCAGAAGAGACAGUUUCAGGAGCUGGUGGAGUUGAAGUUUCACGAGUGGCUUCUGGACACUGGGCACCGGCAGGAACUUUACAGCCUCAUCCCACCUGCAGUCACGUCUCUGGAGGACCCUAAAGAAGCAGCAACAGACCGUAUCAGAGUUAAAGACAGGAAGCAUAGCAGGACUGCCCCAGAGGAGGGAUAGCCACUCAUGGCUUCUUAAAGCUUUGACGUGACGUGUUCUCUAGCAGGAUGAUUGUACCUGGUACCCGAGGCAGCGUGGUUCCGUGGACAGUUUGCUGUUGGGAUUUGUAUCGAAGCAGAACAGUACAUGAGAGUGAAGAAGCCCCUCUGCCGAACUUAGUUCUCCUUUUUUGCAUAAGAAAGAAAAUACGAUGACAUUUAAGAUUUUUUUUGACUUAUAUAUGUUAUGUACUAAAUAAAGUUUAUAUUUAAAAUAACAGA
Molecule: messenger RNA, 2349 nt
Organism: Nothobranchius furzeri (turquoise killifish)
Lineage: Eukaryota; Metazoa; Chordata; Actinopteri; Cyprinodontiformes; Nothobranchiidae
Gene: tbccd1
Product: TBCC domain containing 1
Biological process (GO): maintenance of centrosome location; maintenance of Golgi location
Cellular component (GO): spindle pole centrosome
Source: RefSeq, a predicted model, not a curated record